AGUCCUUACGGAAAAUCUCACAAUGAUAGUGUGAUUCACACUGUGUGAACAACAGAGAAUACUGGUCCCAUUUACUCUUACACAGUACAAAGUAGUACAAACACCCAACAAUAUUACUGCUUCCAAAUUUGACUUGACCCCUACCUCUUAUAUAACAACCAACAGACUACUAUUGGUUCUACCACUACUACAUGUACUUUCUUCUUUUGGCCUAUUGCUUACUUGACUUUUCACUUCCAUUUUCUCUCAAUGGCUUUUCCUUCCUCCUUUCUCUUCUUGUUCCAAGUCAUUCUUUGUAUUUCUCCUGUCUUCUCCACCAAUUCUGAAGGGAAUGCUCUACAUGCUUUAAGAAGCAGACUUUCUGACCCAAAAAAUGUUCUACAGAGUUGGGAUCCUACACUUGUAAAUCCUUGUACCUGGUUCCAUGUUACCUGUGACUCAGAUAGUAAUCAUGUUAUUCGCCUGGAUUUGGGCAAUACUAAUAUUUCUGGAAGUUUAGGACCAGAGCUUGGUGAACUGAAGAAUCUACAGUACUUGGAACUUUAUAGUAACAACAUUGAAGGUAAAAUUCCAAAGGAAUUGGGUAAUCUGGAAAAUCUUGUUAGCAUGGACCUAUAUGGCAACAAAUUUGAAGGCAACAUUCCAAAGUCUUUUGCUAAAUUAAAGUCUCUUAGAUUUUUACGGUUAAAUGACAACAAACUAACUGGUUCGAUUCCAAGGGAACUUACGACCCUCCCCAACCUUAAAGUAUUUGAUGUUUCUCACAACGAUCUUUGUGGAACAAUCCCUGCUGAUGGACCCUUUGGAAGCUUUCCUAUGGAAGGUUUUGCACACAACAGACUCAAUGGACCUGAGCUGAAAGGACUAGUGCCCUACGACUUUGGAUGCAAAGAGGUCCAAGUGUAGUUUGACAUCAACCUUCAGAAGAUUGUUACAACAUAUAUGUAGUUUGACAGUGUUAUUGAAAUUAAACCUCAGGUCGAAUGCACUUCAUGUUAGGACCAGCUAGCAUGUAUAAGGUUCUUUAAAACCAUCACUAAGCUUUCAUCAUAACUUGGCAGCAGAAAAUGUGCUGUCUAACUGAGUUCAUUAAGUAUUAGAUGGGCAAAUCAAAGCUUAAUUAUGUAUACCCUUGUGCCAAUAACAGCAGCAUUAUGCAUAUCAUAAGUGAAUGUGAGGAGGGUGGAGUGUUAUCGGAUUUUACCUCUAUCUUUUGUGAGUUAAA
Capsicum annuum is the source of this 1225-nucleotide messenger RNA. RefSeq names its product leucine-rich repeat protein 1. NCBI's taxonomy places the organism in Eukaryota, Viridiplantae, Streptophyta, Magnoliopsida, Solanales, Solanaceae. The record is from RefSeq and is a predicted model, not a curated record. The transcript is spliced from 7 exons. The coding region runs from base 250 to 906 and encodes 218 amino acids. Gene Ontology annotation, molecular function: protein binding.